Messenger RNA from Lethenteron reissneri (Far Eastern brook lamprey), 1783 nucleotides. RefSeq names its product transcription factor TFIIIB component B'' homolog. Lineage: Eukaryota; Metazoa; Chordata; Hyperoartia; Petromyzontiformes; Petromyzontidae. Gene Ontology annotation, molecular function: TFIIIC-class transcription factor complex binding. The record is from RefSeq and is a predicted model, not a curated record. Gene Ontology annotation, biological process: RNA polymerase III preinitiation complex assembly. Gene Ontology annotation, cellular component: transcription factor TFIIIB complex.
AUGGCACCUGGGUCUGUCCGGCGGACAAACCACCUCGCGGACAAAGUGGUGGCGGUGCCACCGCGGCCGGAAUGUCCGGCGAAGCCGGAGGUGGUGGCCAAGGCCGACGGCGUUGACGACGACGACGAUGAUGGUGACGAUGGCGACGACGGUCUGAUGGUGCCCAGGGUGCGUGUGGGUGAGGAUGGCACGCUCAUCCUCGACGAUGAGAGCCUCACGGUGCGUGUGCGGCAUGCCGGCGAGGACGACGCCAGGGUGGCGGCGGCGCUCGCCGUGGAGGCGCUGCGCGAGGACGGCUCCUCCGCCCGCUACAGCAACUUCUCCAAGCACGUCGCCACGCGGAGAUGGAGCGACAAGGAGACGGAGCUGUACUUCCUGGCCAUCAGCAUGGUGGGGACCGACAUGUCGAUGGUGUCCCACCUCUUCCCCACGCGCAGCAGGCACGAGCUCAAGAAUAAAUUCAAAAGGGAGUCGCGUGUCCACCCGUGGAGGAUAGACAAGGCCUGCAUGGAGAAGAAGCCGAUGGACAAGGAGGGCUUUGUCAAGCUGCUGGCCGACGAGGAGGAAGAGCGGAAAAAGAAGAAAACUAAAAAAAGAAAACCCCGCAAGAGGCGUGCAAAACUGUCGGAUGACGACGAGGAGGAGGAGGAGGGUGGUUUGAGCGGCGUCGACCACGACGGCGACAACGGCGGCGAGGACCCAGCGUGCGACGAGGGCGGCGGGAAAAAGACGAAGCGGGAGAGGCGGAGAGGCGCGAGGGAGGCAACGGCGGCGGCGGCGGCGGCGGAAGUUGGCAGCGCCGCUCCGUCCGGAACGCCGGCGGCGAAGAGGAAGAGGAGGAGGAAGACGAGCAAACGGAAAGAUGGAGACGUCUCUGGACAGGCGGCGAGCGGCGAUGGCGUGGAUCAGCCGCUUGCUCCGGAGGGCGGCUCGGUCGGCGCGGGGGGUGGUGAUGACGACGCUGCCUCCUCGGAAACGGUUCCUGGAAGGGGCUGCGAGGUUCGUGCGGGGGUCGCCGAGAAGAAGACGAGGAAGAGGCGGCGGAGACGGAACGACGAGGAGAAGGAGGCGGAGCAGAAGGAGACGGAAGAAGCGCCGGACGGGAAGGCGGCGCAGGAAAAGAAAAAAGUCAGGAAAUCGAAGAAGAUAAAAGUCAAAAACGAUCACGGCGACCGUGAUGGAGACGGCCAGGAGGAGCCUGCCCCGGACUUCACUUGGUACGAGAAAGAGAAUGGAGACCCUGGAGCAGCGGAGGAACAGCCGAGCACGGAUCCAGGAGCUGAGGUGGCAGAACCCCUGUCUGUGGGGACCGCGGUCGGGCCGAGGAGGGGUGGACGGGGAGCCCGGGGUGGGAGGGGAAGCCGAGGGAGAGGAGGGAGAGGAGGGAGAGGAGGGAGAGGAGGGAGAGGAGGGAGAGGAGGGAGAGGAGGAGGGAAGGGGAAGGAUGUGGCGAGAAUUGUGAUGGAUGCAGUACCCAGGGAGAGCUGCUCAACCCCAGAUGCGGCAGCGGCGGCUGGCGACGACCACGACACCGAAGCGGAGGUUCUGCUGGGAGAGCGCCGAGGCGGUGAGCGCGACGGGGCGGACACACGAAUCGCGGGAACUUCGCCCGCCGGUUCAUCCACCGGGGAUGCCGGGCGGGGCGCCGGCGGUAGCCCCCGAGGCGACGGUCCCGUCGCCGGCGAUUCGGAGCACGUCCGCCCGGGAGGAGGACGCGGGGAACCCUGGGAGAACCGGUCACCGUCACCGGUGCGGGUACGUCCGUGUGUACGUUGAACCUCUU